This is a messenger RNA of Cylicostephanus goldi, 1011 nucleotides long. The record is from the annotation of a GenBank genome assembly. NCBI's taxonomy places the organism in Eukaryota, Metazoa, Nematoda, Chromadorea, Rhabditida, Strongylidae.
AUGAAGGCAUUAGGUCCGGAUGUACCUGAGCUUAUCAUAUUGCCGGUAUAUGGUGCCCUUCCAUCUGAAAUGCAGACCCGUAUUUUCGAUCCAGCUCCACCAGGAAAGCGAAAGGUCGUGAUAGCAACAAACAUUGCGGAAACUUCCUUGACCAUUGAUGGCAUCUACUAUGUAAUCGAUCCUGGUUUCGUCAAGCAGAAGAUCUAUAAUCCAAAGAGUGGAAUGGAUUCUCUGGUCGUGACACCAAUCAGUCAAGCAGCUGCAAAGCAGCGAGCUGGACGUGCUGGGAGAACGGGACCCGGUAAAUGCUAUCGCCUAUAUACUGAGAGGGCGUACAGAGAUGAGAUGUUGCCUACCCCUGUACCCGAGAUUCAACGAACAAACUUGGCAUCAACGCUAUUGCAGUUGAAGGCUAUGGGUAUCAAUAACCUCAUUGAUUUCGAUUUCAUGGACGCCCCUCCUUUGGAUGCAAUGAUAACAGCUUUGCAUCAGUUGCAUACACUCUCCGCUUUGGAUGGUGAUGGACUUCUGACGAAGCUGGGUCGAAGAAUGGCUGAAUUCCCCUUAGAACCCAAUCUUGCGAAGUUGCUCAUCAUGUCAGUAGAACUGGGUUGCUCUGAUGAAGUGCUUACCAUUGUUUCUAUGUUGUCAGUGCAGAAUGUUUUCUACCGGCCUAAGGAGAAACAAGAGCAAGCAGAUCAGAAAAAGGCCAAGUUUCAUCAGCCAGAAGGAGACCAUAUGACGCUGCUUGCAGUUUACAAUUCAUGGAAGCAUCAUCACUUCAGUCAGCCUUGGUGUUUUGAGAACUACGUCCAAAUCAGGACGUUGAAGAGAGCGCAAGAUAUCCGAAAACAAUUGUUGGGUAUAAUGGAUCGUCACAAGCUGGACCUUGUGAGCUGCGGUCGGGAUGUCCAACGAAUUCAGAAAGCAAUCUGCUCCGGUUUCUUCAAAAACGCCGCUAAACGUGAUCCGCAGGAUGGAUAUCGUACUCUUGUGGAUGGCCAGAACGUA